AUGAAUGAUCACUACAUUUACCGACACCGCGGCGGUGUUGACCGCCGUGAACGGCAUCUGAGCGGUGAUGCCCGCCGUGAAGUGUACGACAUCGGGGCGGUGGUGCACGUCGUGAACGGCAUCGGAGCGGUGAUGCCCGCCGUGAACGGCAUCGGAGCGGUGAUGCCCGCCAUGAACGGCAUCGGAGCGGUGAUGCCCGCCGUGAACGGCAUCGGAGCGGUGAUGCCCGCCGUGAACGGCACCGGAGCGGUGAUACACGUCGUGAACGGCAUCGGAGCGGUGAUGCUCGCCGUGAACGGCAUCGGAGCGGUGAUGCCCGCCGUGAACGGCACCGAAGAGGUGGUGCCCGCGAUGGACGACACCGGAGGUGCAGUGGACGACAUCGGGGCGGUGAUGCCCGCCGUGGACGGCAUCGGAGCGGUGAUGCCCGCCGUGAAGUAAACUCUCACGACAGGAAUAGAUGCUGAAUCAGUGGGUCAUGGGAAUGUAAGCAACGUCACCACGAGUUUGCACACACUGAGUGUUGGAUUUCGUCGACAUCUAGAGCAGGUGGGCCAUGAGAAAAUCGCGACGGUCGCUGCCACCGAUAAGAGGAUUGCACAAAGCUGGACGUUUUCUGAAACACUGGAGAAGGUAAUCCACCAUUCCAAGAAGGAGGUUCAUCAUACACCAGUUCAGCUAUUUGGCAUUCGAAUAAUCUGCAUUCAUUUGUCAAUCGCCCUCUACGAUAGCGUUGACGAGUUUUUCGACGAGCAAUCGCUGAUGAGUUAUUACAGUCAUAUCCUUUGA
Molecule: messenger RNA, 789 nt
Organism: Haemonchus placei
Lineage: Eukaryota; Metazoa; Nematoda; Chromadorea; Rhabditida; Trichostrongylidae
Source: the annotation of a GenBank genome assembly